GGCUGGUUCUAUUUCCUCCUCACAUUCCUGGCUCUUGGGAUACAAAAUCUUAUCGAUAGGAACCCUGCUGAAGCCAGACGAAGAAGAGAGAGAUGAGGAAGGAGAGCUUGGCCUUGUUGGCGACCCUCGUGCUGCUGCUGCCAACCGCGGAAUCCAACCUCAGCAGGGAUGACUUCCCUCCGGGCUUCAUCUUUGGAGCAGGAACUUCGGCUUACCAGGUGGAGGGUGCUGCUGCUGAGGAUGGUAGGACUCCAAGUAUAUGGGAUACGUAUACUCGUGCAGGGGGAAUGCUGGACAAUAGCACAGGAGAUGUGACUUCCGAUCAAUACCACAAAUAUAAGGAAGACGUGAAGCUAAUGGUUGAUACAGGACUCGACUCCUACAGAUUCUCCAUCUCUUGGUCGAGGCUUCUACCGAAUGGAAGAGGAGCCAUUAAUCCGAAAGGCUUGGCUUACUACAACAAUCUCAUCGAUGAGCUACUGAGAUAUGGAAUAACGCCACAUGUGACAAUCUAUCAUUAUGAUCUUCCACAAGUACUUGAAGACGAGUACGAAGGAUGGCUGAGCCAUAAAAUUGUGGAGGACUUCACAGCAUUCGCCGAUGUCUGCUUCAGAGAAUUCGGCGAUAGGGUGUCUCAGUGGACCACCAUCGUCGAACCUAACGUUAUAGCGAUAGGGUCAUUCGACAGUGCAAUAUUUCCACCCAGCCGAUGUUCUAAUCCUUUCGGCUUAUUCAAUUGCACCGUCGGUGACUCCACCACCGAGCCAUAUACUGCAGCUCACAACUUCUUAUUGGCGCAUGCAUCUGUUGUCUCAUUGUACAGAACAAAGUAUCAAGCCAAACAAAAUGGGAGGAUAGGCUUGAAUGUGUACUCCAUGUGGUGUUAUCCAUCGACGAACUCAACAUUAGACUUGCAAGCAACCCAAAGAUUAUUGGACUUCUUCGUCGGCUGGAUCAUAAAUCCCCUGGUUUUUGGAGACUACCCAAAGGUCAUGAAGAAGAUUGUCCGCUCGAGGCUCCCUUCCUUCACGGAGGAGCAAUCGGAGCAACUAAAGGGUUCAUUCGACUUCAUCGGCCUGAAUCAUUAUUCAUCGAUCUGGGUCAAGGACAACUCCGAUGCCUCCGAGACUGCACCUCGUGAUUUCAACGCAGAUCUCUUUGCCAAAUUCGCAAUUUCAAAGAACGAAACACCAGGCAGUCAGUUAGUCCCUACUGACAUACCCUUCGAUCCUGCUGGCCUGCAACAUCUGUUGGAGUACAUCAGAGACGCUUAUGGAAAUCCUCCGGUUUAUAUCGAAGAAAAUGGUUAUGGGCUUGGAUUAAACAACACAAUCUCCGACGUCAAGAGGGCGAACUACUUGAGUGGUUACAUUGGCAGCACGCUCGAUGGUAUUAGGAAGGGAGCCAAUGUGAAAGGAUACUACGUGUGGUCAUUUCUAGAUGUCUUCGAGUUCUUGUCUGGGUUUCAGUCACCAUUCGGACUAUACCAUGUGGAUUUCAAAGAUGAAAACCGCAGAAGACAACCUAAGCUCUCUGCACUUUGGUACUCCGACUUCCUCAAGAAGAAGAAGAAGAAGAAGACUAGCACGAAUAUAAACAUGAUGGGACUGCACCAAAGAUCUCACUCUCAACGGUGACUCAUGUGAUGGUUAUCCUGUUGCUUUGGAUAAAGAGUGAAGUCGCAUCAUGGUUUCCUACAAUGUUCUCUCUUCGUCAUCGUCUUCGUCUCAUCUCCUCACAUAUCUUCAUUUGCUUACUAUAUAUGCUGCUUCGUGUCAUCCUCUCUAUUGUUACUUCUUCUUAUUUAUUUCGUUCUAUCAGUGUUGAAACUUUGAAUA
Messenger RNA from Musa acuminata subsp. malaccensis (wild Malaysian banana), 1838 nucleotides. The record is from RefSeq and is a predicted model, not a curated record. NCBI's taxonomy places the organism in Eukaryota, Viridiplantae, Streptophyta, Magnoliopsida, Zingiberales, Musaceae.